This is a messenger RNA of Acanthaster planci (crown-of-thorns starfish), 11475 nucleotides long. Its product is annotated as plexin-A4-like. Gene Ontology annotation, cellular component: plasma membrane; semaphorin receptor complex. Gene Ontology annotation, biological process: regulation of cell shape; regulation of cell migration; negative regulation of cell adhesion. The record is from RefSeq and is a predicted model, not a curated record. NCBI's taxonomy places the organism in Eukaryota, Metazoa, Echinodermata, Asteroidea, Valvatida, Acanthasteridae. Gene Ontology annotation, molecular function: protein binding; semaphorin receptor activity.
GCAGCCUUGGAGAAAAUCACACGCCAUAAGACUAGUCGACGGCAGUGGUUCUGUCAUGGUUGCCUCUGUAAGUUCAGGGACGGUCAGACGAUCAUAAACCGAUUCCAUCCUCAGCCUGUCCUUUUUUUUCCAGUGUGAUCUGAAGCCCACAGCAACUUAUUGCAAAAGGAAUUUCUGUACUUCUGUAGUCUUCUAUUGGUGGACUAGGAAUUGAUCUCGGAACCUGCAUAACUAAUGAUCUCAGGACCUAAUAAUAUCGCAGGAAACCCAGGAGUUAGCCAACCAGUGUUUCGUGGAGCCAUGGAAGAACCGACCAAAAAAGUGUUUCUGGCUGUGACUCUCUGUGCCUUUCACCUGGCCUGUGUUGCACAAAAAAUUGGGCAGCUUUCUGCCUACGAGGUGGCAUCCUUCACAAACCCACAUCCCGAUUCCAACGCCAAACUCAACCAUGCUACUUUCCAUGGCCCCUCAGAUGUCUACGUUGGGGCAGUGAACUCAAUUUACCGACUGGAUGAGAAUUUAGUACCUUUGAGUAACGCCAGCACAGCCUUCGAUUGUCCUGACGCAGAGGACUGUGCCAAUGAAAACAAGAUCCUCUUUGUUGAACCCACCAGAAAUAGACUGGUCACAUGCGGGAGUGACAAUGACGGGAGGUGUCAGCAGAGGGAUCGAGAUGAACUGACAACUGUUACUACAAAUAGUGUAAUUAGAGUAUCCCCAGGUAGAGGCAAGACCACUGUUGGUGUGCUUGCACCUGGCCCUGGGGGAAGAGACUGGUUUUAUGUGGCAUCCACGUACAUAGGUGAUCCAAUGUUUCCACCCAUUGCAAGACGAAAUUUGGAUCAAAGUCUUCCUGAUCUGAGACUACUUUUUUCUGAUGAAGACUCAAAAAUAAGUUUCAAUUCAGAUUACCGAAGCCGGGCAUUUGACAUUAGCUAUGUUUAUGGCUUUACAUUGAACAAUUUCACCUACUUUGUCACUGCUCAGCAAGAAACAAUCGGAUCUUCUGCAUUUGUUUCUAAAUUGGUUCGUGUUUGUCACACCAGUCCCAACCUGGAUUCAUACAGUGAGAUCAUCCUACACUGCGGUCAAGAAUCUGGCUCCUAUAACCUUGCCCAGGCUGCUCACUUUGGACAAGCCGGACUGGAGUUGGCAGAAUCUCUUGGAAUCGCCCAGUCAUCCGAGAUGCUGUUUGCUGUAUUUGCAACCAGUGUUGGAAGCAGUGACACACCUAGUGACAGGUCUGCUCUGUGUGCUUUCAAUAUGACUGAGAUUGAAGAAGCAUUCGUGACGGCUGUACAACGGUGUGUGCAAAACGGAGAUGCUUAUAAAGUGGGAUAUCUGGAAGGAAAUAAAUGUGCCACAUUAACCUUCAGUAACAUUCAAGCAGUGCUGUGUGACACUCGCAAUCUGUACACUUUUGCCAGUAACCCUGAGGGUGUUACAGCCAUGCCCCUACUCCAAGUGGAGGAUUCACGACUGUCAUCGAUCAUCACCAGCACUGAAAUGAACCACACCGUUGCUUUCAUUGGAACUUCACAAGGGUCGCUGAUGAAGGUUCACAUUAAAAAUGGGACUUAUGCAAGACAGUAUGAGACCCUCAAGCUUGGAGACAGUGCUGUGCUAACAGACAUCAGCAUAAGUGACUCAAGACAAGAGAUACGCAUUCUAACAGAGCAACAGCUUCUGAAAUUGCGAGUGGAAAACUGUAGUCAGUACACAACCUGCGAGUCUUGCAUAGGCGAGAAUGCUGAACAGGACGGGGACCCAUACUGUGGCUGGUGUACGCUGCACAAUAGAUGCACCCUGCAUAGCGAGUGCCCGAUGGCCGGAGAAUCAACUCGUUGGCUUCCUUACAACGCCGCCCAGUGUGUGAAUAUCAGCAGUGUCAAUCCAAGUAACUUGCCCAUCAGGGACCCCCAACAAGGGAUCACGUUGAGAGUUGAACAACUUCCUGAUCUUCCUGAUGGAGAAUCUUACAGCUGCCAAUUCAACAGCCUACAAUCUCCAGGAAACACCACAGGCAACACCAUAUUGUGUAUGACUCCAGAACCGAGCACCAUUCCAUCAAUUCCUCAAAUGGAGGAUCAUGUGACAAUGCAGUUGAGCGUUUUUUCUUCAGAGUCGAGCGUGACCUUCAUAACUUCAGCUUUCAACUUCUAUAACUGUAAUAGACACACUUCGUGUACCUCGUGCGUCUCCAGUGACUGGAACUGUGAUUGGUGUGUUUAUGGCAACAGGUGCACUCACAGGAGCAAUGAAUGUGCCCAGGGGGACUACAUCGUCACUGGAAACAACAACCCAGAUGCCUCCUCAAUGCAAGGGCCAGGAUUCUGUCCACAGCUGCAACGUCAGAUGCAGGAGGUACUCGUGCCGGUGGGCAUUACUCGGGAAAUAUAUGUCUCUGCCUCCAACUUGCCCAAUGCUACUCAGUUAACAAAAGACUACCAGUGUGCUUUGAAGGUAGAAGGGGCCUUGCAGACCAGCCCAGCCAUUGUGAUGGAGCCAGACCGCAUACAAUGCAGUGGACGGAUGUACACUUAUAAGGCUGAUAAGCAAGAGCUGGUGGUACAGUUGAGCAUAAGCUGGAAUGGUGACAGGCAACUGGAUGAUCCAGACGGCUUCAAUGUGACACUCUACAAGUGUGGAGUGGAUCGGCUGGACUGCAGUCGGUGCCUUUCAAACGAAACAGCCAGACCGGAGCUGGAGUGCCGCUGGUGUGACAGUCAGUGCUCCUUCAAAGAUGACUCCAUGUGUGGUAGUGAAGGACUUGACCCCAGUGACCCAUGCCCGGCGCCUGCUCUGACAAAGGUUGAGCCUGAAACCGGACCAAUGGAAGGCAACACCUUCGUCAAAAUAUCAGGAACCAACAUCGGGCGAUAUUUUGAAGAUAUCCGCAGCGUGAUGAUUGGUCAGCAACCGUGUGAUCUCACUGAUUUGAGAGACCAGUAUGUCACUGGACAAAGUGUUGGAUGCAGGACUGGUGGUAUGACACCUGGCUCAGCUCAGCCAAUCACCAUAUCCGUUGCUUCUCCAGGCAGCAGCGAUUUGAUGAGCACAGGGGAUAUCACAUUCACCUACACGAACCCCAUGAUCACCCAAAUCACUCCGCACCAGGGCCCUGCUGAUGGUGGCACCGUGGUAACCAUCAGUGGAACCAACCUGAACACGGGCAGGGACAUCCGAGCCUCAGUGGCCUCCAACGUGCCUUGUCUGAUUGACCGCGAGAGAGGCAGUGACUCGAGGAUGGAGUGUCGCACCACAAACUCCUCCGUGAAUGAUAUGGGCCCGUUGUCUUUGAUGUUUGACGGGGCUUUAAGAAGGUCCCAGACCAAUUUUACCUACAAUCCCAACCCUAACGUCACCGACAUCAACCCACGAAAGAGUGUCGUGUCGGGCGGUCGAACAAUGAAUGUGACCGGCCGGAACUUUUUGCAAAUCCAAUCGCCGCUGAUUAUUGCCACAUUGGAAAUGGAUGCCGAUACUAACCAGACAUUUAAUGAGUCCUGCGAAAUUACAGAUGACACCCUCAUGAUGUGUAGGACCCCAGACAUAAGCUCAGUCACCAGAGACGGGGUCAACGUUGGUCAGAGGAGGAGGAGACAGACGGAGACCAACUUGAUCAUCGGUUUCAUCAUGGCCGACGUCACCGGCCUGCAGAGGUGGUCGGAGAACCUCGCGCCGCCAGGUUUUGCAUUCGAGUUUGUGAGGAACCCGGUCUUUGAGCGCUUCGAAGGAGAUGGUAACAUCCUCAAUCUGGAGGGCUUCAAGCUGACCAUUAGGGGGGAAGACUUCAGCAGUGCACAAGAUAUAAAUGAGGUCAAAGUGUUUGUCGGCAAAGAAAUGUGUCCCAUUGAAGUCUUUGACAACUCCAUUUUGACGUGCGAUGCCCCCACGUUACAGCCUGAGCCUUUAGACUAUUCAAGCAACCUAACAAACACCUCCUUGCCUGCAGUCUACGUGCUGCACAGCAGCCGUUACCACUUCAUUGGUUACGUCAGGUACCUCAGGAGCAUCGAGAUUGGGCUGAUCAUCGGCAUCGCUGCCGGUGUUCUGCUAAUGUUGGUGCUCCUGUUUUCCUUUGGCCUCUGGCGCAAACUCCAAGGCUCCCAGAAGCAGAUCGGGGCCAUCCUGGUCCAGAUGGACGAAUUGGAAAGAGGGAUGGCGGAGGAUCUCAGAAUCGCUUUUGCAGAGCUGCAGACCAACGUGACAGAUCUGACCCACGACCUUGCCGGCACUGGCAUGCCGUUUGUCAGUCACAGGCAGUAUGCCACCAAUAUGCUGUUCAUUGGCCUGGAUGUACAACCGGAGACCUCUGACCCAAGGAAGCCAGAGGAGCACACAGAGAGGGCCAUGGCUCAGUUCAACCGACUCCUCACCAACAAGAGCUUCCUCUUGACAUUCAUCCAAGCCAUGGACGACGAGAAGAAGAUUGCCAUGAAAGACAAGUCCACAGUAGCCUCAUUGCUAACCAUCAUAAUGAUGCUGGAGAACAAACUUGGAUAUCUCACCGACGUCAUGAUAACUUUGAUGUCUCGUCAGGUACAGGAAGCUGUGGACAGCAAUAGGCCGAAGCAGCUCUUCAGACGAACCGAGACCAUAGUUGAGAAGCUCCUGUCCAACUGGAUUGCUUUGUGCCUGUAUGAUCAGUUGAAGGAUCACACGGCUUUCCCACUGUUCUUGCUGUACAGCAGCAUCAAGGUGCAGACAGAGAAGGGACCCGUGGAUGCAGUCACCAAGCAGGCCCACUUCUCCCUCAGCGAGGAGCGGCUGCUCAAAGCGAACGUGGAGUUUCAGGAAAUGACCCUUAAUGUGGUUGUGGAUACGGAGGAUGGCGAGAAGAAAAUGGUCAAAGUCCUGAACGUUGACGCUGUCCCUCAGGUCAAGGAGAAAAUACUGGACUCCAUGUACCGCAACAAGCCUUACUCUGAUCGUCAGAGAGCUGCAGAGGUCAAUCUGGAAUGGAGGCAGGGGAGAUCAGGCCGCUUGGUUCUGCAGGACAUGGCCCUGCCGCAGAUAAGCAAUGCUGACAGGUGGCAGAAACUGAAUACCCUGACAGAGCUAGGCGUUCCAGAUAAUUCUCUCAUGGCACUGGUUCCCAAGCAGUUGGCCCGCACUUCAAUCAACGAAGCAACAUCAGGAGUGUCAUCAAAUGAUGCCAAUCUGUACCAACAUGAUGUGGGCGUGGAAGAUGGUACUGUCCUCUGGCAUUUGGAGAAACCGCAUGAGGAGAUUGAGGAAACGGAGAGGCAGAAGAAGAAGAGGCAACACGAGGCCCUGGGCAAGGGCAAGAUGUCACAGAACAUUACGUUCCCUCGACUCCUGACCAUGAAGGGUAUUGUCCAGGAGUAUGUUGACAGGAUGUUUCAGGCCAUCCUGACAGUGGACGGCACACCGCUGGCCAUCAAGUACCUGUUUGACUUCUUUGACAGCCAAUCCACCCGCCACGGCAUUGAGGAUCCAGACAUCGUCCACAUCUGGAAGAGUAACACGCUGCCACUGCGUUUCUGGGUCAGCGCCAUCAACCACCCUAACAACAUCUUCGACAUCAGGCCCACACCCUCAGUUGAGUCAAGCCUGGGCGUCAUCGGACAAGCUUUCUACGAUGCGUGCAACAAGUCAGACCAUCAACUAGGCAAGGAGUCCUCAUUCAACAAGCUGUUGUACAACCGGGAAGUGAGCAGAUACCGUGAGCUGGUGGAGUCUUACUACACAGGAAUCGGGGACAUGAAUCGCAUCGCCUCCCAGGAGCUGGAGAGAGAGCUAGCCAAGACUUGUCAGAACUUCACAGGUCUUUUCAGCAAGCUGAGCACCCUACUGCAACUGUUUCAGUUCACCAAAAGCAACAAAGAAUUGCUGAUAAACGCAAUGGAAGAGGACGAAGUAUGCCAGCGUGACAAUCUGGGCUACGAGCUGGAGCAGGUGGAAGAAGUCCUUGAGGGAGGGGAGCAAAGGUACGUGUAGCGUGCAUCCUCGGUCGCUGUUGCCGUGGUAACAUGCACCACUGAUGUUGCCUGUCUCCAGUUUGUGCUCAGUGUGGGAGGUCUGUUUUGAGCUUCGUGCAGUAAAUGUAUCUAAUCAGAUGUGUAUUUUAUUUUGCUGUUCAUCAUGUUCAAGUCUUUCCAAGAUUGUUGUUAAUCUAGGAUAGUACAGGAAACUAACAAUAGUUUGGCACUGUAAAUAUCUCCAGAAAAAAAGGGAUUUCUUUUGUAUUUGGCCAAUUUUAUUUGUCGCAUUUUUAAAAAUUGAUUUUGUUGGAAGUAAAUAAUUUUGAUAUGAAGUUUGUGCUUUAUGAUGACAUUCUUACGCCCUCAUUUCCAAAGAGUGAAAUGCACUCUGUUCACUGAGUGAACAUUCACUCUCCCAACUAAAACUACAGGUGGGACAAAUUCUGGUGAAAUAAACUCACUUGAAUAGAUUAGAAGUCUGCUCAUGUGCGACUGAAAUGGGUUGUUUUUUCAGCUAUUUCAAUCUGAGUUUAGAGGAAUGGUCACUUUCAAUCAUCCAGUCCUGAGUUUCACUCUUUUGAAAUAAGGCAGAGUAUGUCAGCUGGAGGAAAAGAAGGGAGAUAGUUCUUUGAAAACAAGAAAUAUUUGUAUUUUGCACAACGAUCUUUUCUGUAUAAGAAGCUUUUAAGUUUUUUUUAAGAAGCUAUUAAGUAUUAAAUACUCAAGUACAGUUGUUUUUUAUUGACUUUAGCAUGUUACAGUACUCAGAAUAUAGUAAGAAAUAAGUUCCCGCUUACUGCCAAUCUGAGCAGAAGUCAUCAGAGAUUAAUUGCAGUUACCAACAUCUGGGGGGUAAAAUCUUCUCACUCAAUCAAGUGACAAAAAUUCUAAAAACCUGUAUUGUCCACAGCCGGUGGAGGGGUUUAUGCUUGGAGUGAUGAGCUUUCUGUUUAAACGAUGACAAGAGUUUUGGAUUGAUCAAAGAUCCUCUGUUGAGCGACACGUUGUACUCAUUCAGAUGCAUUUUUGCAGGGGUGCCUGGGAAGGAGGGCACUUGUGCCUGGAGCAGUUGAAUCAUUUCCAGCAUUUAUUGCAGAGCUAAGUACUAACCUUCGUCACCAAAAAAGUCUCAUUUUUUUAUACCAUUUUAUUUAGGGGUUGAGCGUUGUGUCUGCAUCUUCCACAGAAACUGUACUUGUGACCAGAUGUCACAAAUGAGCCUUAUAGCCUCUUUUUAAUACUUAGGUUUUUGUUUGCAUUGCAUAGGAAAAGCAAACAGAGCCGUGGUUUCUGUCAGUUUGUCAUUCUGAUAAAAAUGAAUCUUGUAAGGCAAACAUGUUUCUGCUGAUAUUUGCAUCGUGCAAGUUUCUCCUCGUUAUCUGUCAUUCAUAGGUGGCUCUAGCCACUUCCAGUCGUUUUCUCAGGUUGGGUCACCUUGUUUCAUCAAAACUCCUGAUAUUGCGUACACACAAGUGUGGACUCCCCAUUACCCGCAUCCAAGCAUGUGCCAUUACCAACAACCUGCAGGGGUGUUGCAUUCCCAGGAUGCUCGCACUCUCCAUUUAUUGUGUGUAGUUCUUCAUACUGUUUACCUGCAACUCGCCCCAGACUGUAUUAGGAUUAGGCUCGAGGUUGCUGGCCCAGAUCCAAUCAGAACUAACCACACAGAUUACUACAACAAAUGAAUUUUUAAAAAGGACAUAAAACAUAACUGUGUGAAUGGUGCAAAAAUAUGCAGAAACAGCAUUCUUUUUAAACGAUGCCAAAUUAUGACUGUUUUUGAAUUAAUGGAUGUAUUGUAUUAUAAACUAAUAAGCAGAUAUAUUUAGAUACUCAUAUUUGCCAUAACUUAUUUGGACGGAAGUAGUUACAAAAUAAACCAAGCAUUUUGGAGAUUUCUUAAUACGGUGCAUGUAAUAGUAGACCGAUGUUAAACUUGCCACUAAAUUCAUGCACAAUAUUUUGCUUCCAACACAGUUUAAUAACAAAUCUUGCCAAUAUCACUGCCCCAUUUUGCCAAUAUGUGAAACAAUAAUUUAAGAUCAUAACAGGUUGUUGUAGCAAAUUGCUGUUCCAGAAAAGAAGAGAGCGAGAAAGGUUUAUGCAAAAGGCAUGGUGUGUCUGUGAUUUUUUAAUUUGAAGAUUCCUCAUGUUUUGAAACUCCUAAUGAUGGGACGUUGAAGAACAUCAAUCCUUGCCCAACUGUAUCUGUAAAAACAGUCCUGUUUCCAGUCAUUUCACUGUUUGUGAAGUGUUGGCCAUAAUACAUUGAAUUACCAGGGUAUUGCCAGGAUUUACCAGGGGCUGAUUGAAAUUUUAUAAAAGUAGCCAUCUUCAACAUGGUGUGAGGGCAUCUAUCACUGUUAUUAUCUGCAUUGUACCUUCAGGCUUGGACCUAGCAAUUUUUAAUGCUAAUAUACAUGUAGUAGCAAUGAUUAGUGUUUAAUAGUAUUAUUGUAAUAGUCUAAGUUAGGUGUGCUGUGUAGUUGGUGUAUGAGUGAGCUAUUGUUAAAGUAUCUGAAAAGUAUAGUGUGGAUAUCAGCAUUGAAAUAACAAGCACAUAUGGUAUCAGUGGACCAGUAGUUAAUUUAGUUCUAGUGUUUGUGAAUUUGAUAUCAUUGGCUGAACUGCAAUACUCGUAAUAUUUUAUAGUAAUGACUUUAUAAAAAGGAAUAUAAAAAAAACUAUUUUGUAUUUUGUUACUAUCUCAGUGAUAAAAGUACUCAAGGUUUAUGUAGAAUUGUAAGCAUUGUACAAUCUGAGUAAUUGUUAGAACAGAAGCAUGAUCACGAGAUUUUAUCUUGCUGACUUUGCAUCAUUUUUAGCAAUAUUUUAUACGGGAAAUUUGUCUUUGUUGGUUGGAAACAAGUGAUUUCAAAAUAGUGUUUUCAACAAAGUUUUUGUAUUAGUGUCCCAUUCUUUACCAGUUUAAUACUUUUUUUACAUUGCUUUGAAAUCAACCAACAGGUAUUUUACCUAAUAUUUCAUCUUUAUGCAUUGGCUUCUUGGGAGUAGCCUUUUUACUUUCCAGCUGUUUUGACAGUUUCCACUCUUUAUCCCUUGUUAUUUGAGACGUCUUCCACAGGGUUGGAUAUUUUCCAAAAUUGCUGGAUAUGAUUAACAACGGAUUGGAAUGUUGAUUUAAAAGGCUUCAUUACAUACAGGUAAAUGGUAAGCUUGCCAACACCAUGGAGGGUCCUCUGAAGAAUUAUUCACAAAAAAAUUGAAUGCAAAAUGUUACCACUUACAAAGGAAUUUUGUCCGGAAUCAUUAUAUGAGUUUUUAACUUGAGGUUACCUAUACCUACAGCUUGUGCUCAUUAAUUAAUGGAAAUAUGAAUGAAAUUACUUGCCUUUUAAGCCAGCUUACAAAUUAUUUAAAACAUAGACAUGUAUGUAACUUUAACAUAAAAUCAUUUUGACUUUCAAUGCAUGAGUAAGGUUUGUCAUAAUCAUGAGAGGAAAAAAUCGUUAGUCUUGAGAGCUCAUUAGAGGACUGCAGUAAAGGCAAUCCUGAACAGGAAACGCAUAAAUAAGUUCACUUUGUGCAAUUUAAAUCUGAGACUUUGAGGUGCUGGUGACAGCAGACAUAUCAGCCCCUUUUCCCAGCAUCGCACAUGCUCAGAACUAUGCUUGCAUGCUCACAACAACACACUCAGGCCCAAAACUGGUAAAAAGUGGUAAAGUGGCAUUGUUUCAUAUGAAGGGUUUAAUUCCAAAAUGAGAUAUAUCCAUUUGAAAAACAUGCAAUUUUUCCACAAUUAUGAAAGAUCGAAGAGCUUAGCAGUGCACCAUUUUUCCACAAUUAUGAAUGAUCGAAGAGCUUAGCAGUGUACCAUUUAUCCUUAAACUUCUUCUUUACUGUACUAACUCAUUAAAGUUAUGUUGCACUGUCUAAAAGCUGCAUAAACUGAUGGCAGGCAACUAAGAGAGGGUAAGAUUCUGAAAGAUACCAAAAUGGCACCUAUCCCAUUUUGGAAAUAAACUCUUCAUAUGUUAAACCAUGAGAAAUUGGUGCCUGUGUUCUUGAGCAAGGCACUUCGCUGCAACCACAGAUGAUUUAACAGCCUGGAGUUUGUUGAAACCUUUCCUUGGAGAUAAUAAUGUGGUCAGGCGUUGAACAUUUCCAGCCUGAAUGCCUGCAUCAAAUGUUAGAUUGUUUGAGGGUACUCUUGAACAUUGGUGCAGCUAGAUCAGUUCAGUGGAGAACAAGCGUUGCCAGGAAGCUUUUCUUCUGAAAUUGGCCAACUGCCAGAGAUUUGAACAGCUGAGGUGGAAAGUUUUCCAUGGCAUUUUCCUUAAGGUAUCUCCUACAAUGGUGCUAAAAUACCUCUUGAUAUUAUCGUUUAUCAAGGAAUAUAAUGUUCCCAUUGUAACUUAUAAUUUGUUUCUUGUCGGCAAAUUGUGUGAUAUUAGAUUCCAUAAGGGAUUUCAUGGCAUUUAAUUGUGAUGGUUCUUAUCGUAAGUUGAUUUCAAUGAAAGAAUUUCCACAAAAUCAAUUAUUAAUGACUACUCAAACAUUUUGUGUCGGGAAAGGAAGUGACAAACAACAUCCUGUUCAUGUUUACAUUUGGGACACAUAUGAGUUGGAAGCCACUCAACUUGUGAUAUAUGCACGUAAUCAUGAAGCCACUGCCUUAGUGGCAUCGUCUUGAAUUAGAAGGGGGGGCAGCUUUUUCCCGUGCCUCCUGAAAAGUUAUCACAUCCAUGUUGUCCAUUAUCCCGCAAUAAGCCAAUUUCCUGUCCUGUCGCCAUGUUGAUUUCAGUGCCCAUGCGCGAGUAAGUGAAUAAAGCUAGAGGGGACAAAGCUAGAGGGGAACAAAUUGUCUACAACAGUGACAAUCCCGAGCAUCCAUUUGCCAAACAUUAUACGUAACGUCAUGAAUUUGUUCCCUUCUGUUAAAUCUUCUGAGCGUGCACACGUGAAACGUGAGUUCCGUUUCGAGUUUAUUCCUAUACAUGUAGUUGUUAUCAUGAACUGUUUUGUACCUUCCUUAGGGUUUGUAAAGCAUCAAUCUAUUUGUGAAAUUUUCCUGUUGCAAAUUCAGUCGUGCCAAUAUAUUCUUCUAUUUUCCUACACUUUUUAAAUAUUUUGAGAAAUAGGUAAAUAUUGUCUUGCCGUGUACUUUCUUCUUGUGUCUUUAGUUCAAGCUUAAGUUGGCUUACCUCCAACUUGAGUCCAACUGAGAUGUAAUUCACUUCGAGCACAAUUAAAUGAGACAAUAUUAAAUCAAUGCAGAUUGAAUUAGAUUUGAAGAAUGUUUUGGAAUUCACCUGAAGAAUUUCAAACUGUGAUGAAUUUGCAAAGCUGAGUCGGAGCACAAUGACAUACAAAAUGCCAGACGUAGUAAGAAUAAACUUGUUUAACUUCCCCGGCCAUUCAACCUUGUCGAAAAUAUUAUCUUUGACCUUCUCAACCUUUGGUCAACGAAGACUCCCUCAAAAUGAAAAACAAAGUAGAAAACUUAGAGACAUACCAUCAUUAGAAGAAUGUAUUUGUCGAGAAAAUAAAUACUUUGAAUGUGUAA